AUGAGCCGGAAUGGAAGGCGUCGUAGUCGAAGUAGAAGUCCUCGGGGACGGGGUGGAUUGAUGGGAAGUCGGUACGAGAUAGGUAAACUGCAGACGCUCAGGCCGGUGCAAUGGUCACAGUUAAAGUUGGAAACAAUCGUACGUGAACCGUAUCGAUCCAAAGCAUCCUACCGGCGUUCCGAGCGAGAGAUUUCCGAGUGGCGUCGAACGAAGGAGAUAACGACAAAAGGUCAUGAUAUUCCCGAUCCCAUAUUUACGUUUGAAGACUCUGGUUUUCCUGCGGAAAUUAUCGACGAGUUGCGAUAUGCUGGGUUUACAUCGCCAACGCCGAUACAAGCCCAGGGUUGGCCGAUUGCAUUGUCCGGACGGGACAUGGUCGGUAUUGCGAAGACGGGCUCGGGUAAAACGCUUUCCUACCUGAUACCCGCACUGAUACACAUCGAUCAACAGCCGCGACUCCGCCGAGGUGACGGACCAAUCGCGCUAAUUCUCGCACCAACGCGCGAACUAGCCCAGCAAAUCAAACAAGUGGCCGAUGACUUUGGACGUGCGCUGAAGUAUAAGAACACCUGCUUGUUUGGCGGGGGGAAGAAACGUAAGCAGCAGGAUGAUUUGGAGUAUGGAGUGGAAAUAGUCAUUGCUACACCAGGGCGGUUAAUCGAUUUUCUGUCAAGUAAUCAGACGAACCUGCGACGCUGCUCGUACUUGGUGUUGGACGAAGCCGAUCGUAUGCUGGACAUGGGAUUCGAACCGCAGAUACGCACCAUUAUCGAGCAGAUUCGUCCUGACCGCCAGACGUUGAUGUGGUCUGCAACAUGGCCAGACAUAGUAGCCCGGCUUGUGAAGGAUUAUCUUAAGGAUUACGCACAAAUCAACGUCGGAUCCUUGAAACUGGCAGCGAACCAUAACAUCCUGCAAAUCAUCGAUGUGUGCCAGGAGUACGAGAAGGAAUCGAAGUUAAGCAUUCUGUUGCGCGAGAUUAUGGCGGAAAAGGAAUGCAAAACGAUUAUCUUUAUCGAAACGAAAAAGCGCGUGGAUGAUAUUACGCGAAAAGUAAAACGGGAUGGUUGGCCGGCUCGGUGUAUUCAUGGAGAUAAAUCACAAAACGAACGUGAUGCAACAUUGACCUCAUUCCGUACCGGCAGGACGCCGAUUUUGAUUGCCACUGAUGUGGCAGCUCGUGGUCUUGAUGUGGAUGAUGUUAAGUUUGUCAUAAACUUCGAUUUUCCCACCACAUCGGAAGAUUACAUACAUCGCAUUGGACGCACGGGACGGUGCAAUAACACUGGUACAGCGUACACGUUCUUUACUCCCAACAAUGCGUCUAAAGCGCGCGACCUGAUAGAUGUACUGAAGGAAGCAAAGCAGGUGAUCAAUCCAAAGUUGGUAGAGUUAGCGAACAUGAAGAUCAAAACUAGAGGUAACAGACACAUGACGUCACGCUAUCCACGGGAACGACGAUCGCGAACGCGAUCCAAAUCGAAAUCGCGUUCUCCUAUACGUAAUCGCAGGGCCGCUUUGCCAGGUAGGCGUCGUUCACAUACGCGUUCCCGUUCUCGGUCACGGACGCCUGUACGCCGGGCGUCGUUGGUUCGACGAGAUGUUCGUCCUAGAGUGUCACCCGGACGGCGUAGCAUUUCUCGCAGUCCGAGACGCAGUGGAAGUGUUAAUCGUCGUCGAUUGAUUCCGGCAACACGCAAAUCUUCCCGUUCACCGCCUCGAACUCGCAGCCCAGUGGCAAGCCGAAGGGUAAACGGGCGUGAGGUUAAAAAUGGACGUUCGUUAAGUCGCGAACGAGACCGGGAUCGUGAUCGUGAAAGGGAGAGAGACCGGGAACGCGAUCGCGAUCGUACCCGAGAACGGGAGCGAGAUCGUCGACGCCGCAGUCGGAGUCGCAGCAGAAGUCGCAAUGGCAAUGGUAGAGCAUCAUCGUAUGACCGCUACUAG
This is a messenger RNA of Anopheles marshallii, 1947 nucleotides long. RefSeq lists its product as uncharacterized. Gene Ontology annotation, molecular function: RNA helicase activity; RNA binding; ATP binding. Gene Ontology annotation, cellular component: cytoplasm; nucleus; ribonucleoprotein complex. The transcript has 5 exons. Bases 1 to 1947 code for a protein of 648 amino acids. The record is from RefSeq and is a predicted model, not a curated record. Lineage: Eukaryota; Metazoa; Arthropoda; Insecta; Diptera; Culicidae.